Aspergillus tanneri is the source of this 1056-nucleotide messenger RNA. RefSeq names its product bifunctional protein farnesyltransferase/protein geranylgeranyltransferase (gene ramB). The transcript has 3 exons. The record is from RefSeq and is a predicted model, not a curated record. The coding region runs from base 1 to 1056 and encodes 351 amino acids. NCBI's taxonomy places the organism in Eukaryota, Fungi, Ascomycota, Eurotiomycetes, Eurotiales, Aspergillaceae. Gene Ontology annotation, biological process: protein geranylgeranylation; protein farnesylation. Gene Ontology annotation, cellular component: CAAX-protein geranylgeranyltransferase complex; protein farnesyltransferase complex; cytoplasm. Gene Ontology annotation, molecular function: protein farnesyltransferase activity; CAAX-protein geranylgeranyltransferase activity.
AUGUCCGUGUCGUAUUCGACAGACCCUGAAUGGGCGUCGAUUCAACCAAUCCAACUGGACGAAGGGUCAGAAUCAGGAGCUUUGCCACUGGCGACCAUAGCCUAUCCACCCGAAUAUCUGGAAGCUACUUCGUAUUUACGAGCUGUAAUGGCAGCCAACGAGAUGUCGGAGAGGGCACUGAAGCUAACAGAAGAUAUCAUCUCGAUGAACCCAGCUCACUAUACUGUAUGGAUCUACCGGGCCAAAAUUCUUUUUGCCCUUGAAAAGGACCUCAAUGAAGAACUCGAGUGGUUGAAUCGGGUAUCAUUUAAGUAUCUUAAAAACUAUCAGAUUUGGCAACAUCGUCAGGUGUUGAUGUCAUCUACAAUUCAUUUCCCAACUCCUCCACCAAAGGAGUUUGAUUUUUUGAUGAAAAUGUUUGCCCAAGACUCAAAGAACUACCAUGUUUGGACCUAUCGACACUGGCUAGUCCGACAUUUCAAGCUCUGGGACGCUCCCCGGGAGAUCCAAGACGUCGAGAGCCUAUUGACGUCCGAUGUCCGCAACAACUCCGCCUGGAAUCACCGAUUUAUGCUUCGGUUUGGACCGCGCGGUGAUGACGAGCCGGAUGCCGGGGUACCCAAUAGCAACGGCCCGCCGUCCGAGAAAGGCAAGCUGGCCAUCGUGGACGAGGACCUUGUUGAUGCUGAAUUGGAGUACGCGAAGUCGAAGAUCAUCUGUGCCCCUGAGAACCGCAGUCCCUGGUCGUAUGCGCGUGGCGUCCUCCGGGUAUCCGGGCGACUCCUCUCCGAGUGGAGAGAGUUCGCACAGAAACUCGUCACGGAGAAGGUGGAAAAUGACCAGUUGGUGGAUGUGGAGGUGAAGAGUAGCCAUGCCCUUGAAUGGCUGGCGGAUGUGUAUGCAGAGGAAGGUGACCAUUCAUCUACUGCAGCCGUCCGUAUGCUCACGCUCCUGAAGGAGAAGUACGAUCCCAUCCGGAAAAAUUACUGGGAUUAUCGAAUCCGGACGAUCACGACUUCUGUAGCAUCGAAUCCAGAGGCUGUUGCUUCGGCAUGA